This is a messenger RNA of Brienomyrus brachyistius, 6761 nucleotides long. It is a transcript of the gene greb1, whose product is annotated as growth regulating estrogen receptor binding 1. The transcript is spliced from 32 exons. The record is from RefSeq and is a predicted model, not a curated record. The coding region runs from base 162 to 5744 and encodes 1860 amino acids. NCBI's taxonomy places the organism in Eukaryota, Metazoa, Chordata, Actinopteri, Osteoglossiformes, Mormyridae. Gene Ontology annotation, biological process: multicellular organism development.
AACGCCACGCACGGUUUAUUAGUUGCCGCUUGCUGGUAGAUCAGUGAAACCUGCAGGAAUUGGCAAGGCAUAUAUCAGAGAUCAUUAAAUGUUUUAUCCACCCCAGAGAAUUCACCUUAGGAUAUUUUUGUGGAGUCCGCACUUGGUAGCCUACAGAGAAUAUGGGCAACUCUUACGCCGGGCAGCUGCGGACCACGCGUUUUGAGGAGGUGCUGCACAACUCCAUCGAGGCGUCCCUCCGCUCCAACAACGUCGUCCCUCGACCCGUCUUCUCCCAGCUGUAUCUGGAAGCAGAACAUCAUGCUUCAAACCAAGAAGCAGGAAGACCAGACAAUGAGGAAGAGGAGGAAGAGAGUUCAGAGUCCAACAGUCCCCCCAUCCCUUACCAGAUGAAGCCCCCACCAGAGGGCUCCUGCACCACCGAUGGAUUCUGUCGGUCAGGGAAAGACUUACGCCUGGCAUCGAUUGCCAACGACUCCCUAGAGGUCCCACCGGGAUUCCUGCUUGUGGGAGCCAAGUCUCCCAGCUUGCCGGACCACGUCCUCGUGUGUGCUGUGGACGGCCGCUUUCUUCCCGAUGAGACCGGACGCAAUGCACUUUUAGGGUUUUCGGGUAACUGCGUGGGGUGCGGCGAGAAAGGCUUCCGGUACUUCACCGAAUUCUCCAACCACAUCAACCUGAAGCUCACCUCGCAGCCCAAGAAGCAGAAGCACUUAAAGUACUGCCUCUUCCGGAACGGCCAGGGGGCGCUAGUGAAGGGGCCGCUCAUCUGCUGGAAGGGCACUGACGGUCGAGUGAAGCAGGCAGCUCCUAAUGCCAGUCUGAGUCAGAUGACCUCCGAGGAGCUCUUGCCCACCCCCGUUGCCACAGAGAUGCUGCCAGCUACUGGUCACCAUGCCCCAGGAGCAGUCGCUGUCCAAUCAGACGCGGCAGUCCCUGGUUAUACUCACGGAGCUUCCACUCCCCUGACUAAUGGCAGAGACUGUCCACUCUCCCAGCAGUCAUUGCAUCAGUCGGCCGCCCACGGCCCGGGAAAACCUUCCGCCGCAGCAAAUGUGGGACCCCCGAAAAAGAGACACAAGGGCUGGUCACCGGAGUUGCCCCCCGCUGUCGAGCCUGCUGCCAGGACGAAUCCUGUAACAGCCAAUGGCACUAGAACAGACAAUGGAGCCCUCGUAUGUGUGUCCGAGGGGUGCUCGCCCCUUCUGCCCCCCACGGAUUCCGUCUCGGUGCCAGACUGCCUUUUACAAACCUGCGGACUGCAGCCCGUCCUCUUCAAAGGCCACGGGAAGAUGCCCGCCCUGUGCGGGAAUGUGAACGACGUCAUCGUGAGCUCCCUGCUGGAGACCUGUUACUGCAGGUCUCAGGCGCUGCCCAGGGUUUACGAGCAGUACGGGGCGUCGUCCAUCCAGCCACUGUCCACCGAGAUGCAGAUCCUGCUCACCGUCUACUACCUGGUGCAGCUGGCGCCCGACCAGGUGCCCCUCGUAGAGGACCUGGAGCAGAUCUUCAUGCGCUCCUGGCGCGAGUCUCACCUCACAGAGAUCCGGCAGUACCAGCAGACCCAUCCCCAGCUGCCGCCCCUUCUCCCUGGGCCAGGCCAGCCUCUCACGGCCUCCCAGCUUCCCUGGUUGGCCAAGCUGGCCACCAGUUCCUGCGGACCGGUGGUGCUGGUGCUGGACAGUCCUGCUUCUCUGGCUGAAGGCCUGGAGGAGACUUUCCUCAGCCUGCUUGAAGGCAAAUUGGCCCAGACCAAUUACGUGAUCAUCAUCUGCACGUCCAGCGGCCAGGAGGUAGAAUCCUGCAUCGUAGUUACCGGGAAGCGGCAGGCUCGCGCCUUGGCUGAGAGCAUGUACACCCCCGGGGAGUCCCUGAAGGAGAUCAGUUACCAGCUGGCCACGGGGAAAGUGGGAGUUCUGGGAGCCUUCUUCAGCACGCUGGGCCAAGAUGGUGACGUAGACGGCUUGCUGGGAGAAUUUCGCCUGGAGAAUAGUCAGUCUUCACUCUCCAGCAGUCCUGAAUCUUCAGAUGAUUUUCUCAAAGGCUGCUGUGCAGAGUACCGGGUCGAGUGGCAUCAAAUCCGGCCCAUUCAGCUGGCAGUAGCCCGGAAGCUGCUGUCCCACGUGUGUGCCAUCGCCGACUCCAGUACCCAGAACCUGGACUUGGGCUCCUUCAACAAGGUGGAGUUCCUCAUCUUCGUCCCCCCCUCUGAGGUCACCUUUCAUCAGAUUGUCCUACACUUGUGGAGUUCAGGGAUCCUGCAGGAACUUGGCCUGGACACGAAGUGCACGUCGCUAACGGAAGCAGAGCAGUACGUGGUGCGGCUGAACCACGAGGCCCAGGGCAGGAUCACCACGCUCAUCCAGAAGUCUAAAAUGAAUCCCUCCACCCUGUUCGUCCUCGUCCAUGAUCACGCGCACUGGGACCUCAGCAGGGGCCCCUACAGCGGCGGAGAAUCCAGCACCGGCCUGGUGGACAGUCUGCUGAACUGCCGCGGCAUCUGGGACACGCCGAACAUCUUAAUGCUCCAUGUCACGUCCUUCCCCUUCGCCCUGCAGACCCAGUACACCCGCAUCAGCCCCUACAACGAGGUCCACUGGCCAUCCACUUUCAGCAACGACAUGGACCUGUACCAUGAGAAGACCAAGUAUUUCGGGGUGUCCGAGUUGCUGGAGUCGACUCGCUCAGGGAGUGGGCUGCCCCUCCUUCGAUACGACAGCUCCUUUGAGAGCAUGGCGGCCGCAUUAGGAGAAAGGUUUCCCCAGCUGCACAGUGCCAUCAUCCGGACCCACGUGCUGGUGCAGCACUACGCACUGGCACUCAUGGUGGCUAUGGGCCGCUCCUGGCUCCAGAAGCACACCUCCGUGGAAACGCUGGAGAUGGUGCAGAGCCUUCUCCGCUCCUCCCGAAGCUGCCCCGCCCACCACGGGCCCAUGGUGCUCCUGCGCAUCCCCUCGCUGCCCCUGGCCUCUCUGGCCUUCCAGCGCCUCCGUCAGGUCCGUGACGGCCUGGGCCUUCAGGAUCGCUUCGAGAUCAUCCUGGGAAGCCCUGGAGCACCCUUGUCCAUAGGCAAGAAGUUCCUGGACCAGCUCAAGAUGUGGUUGAACAUCCAGGAUUCAGACUGGGUUCCUCACACGUACCUGGAGCUGGAGGCUCUGCCCUGUAUCCUCAUCUUCACUGGCAUGGACCCCCAGGGGGAGUCACUGCCCCGAUCCCUGAAAUACUGUGACCUACGUCUGCUGAGCUCGUCGUACCUGCAGCGCACCUCCCUGGAGCAGGAGCUGGGCCUGGCAGCCUACCUGGUGAAGGCCGACCCGCAGGGGGAGAACACGACCCUCAGCGACUUGUCUGAGAGCGACCCAGAGAAGAUGAGCGGGACUGACAACGAGGACGACGUGGUGGUGCUGGAUACAGUAAACUGUCGGCCCCCUGUCCCGGAGCAGCCCUCCCUCGUGGCCAGACAGGUUCCUGACAGCAGCGUCCUGGACUUGGACAAACAUGGGGGCCAGCAGGCUGUGAGCGGAGCUGCCGGCGCCCCCCACAGUCAGCCCCGCCCUCAGAGGACGCCAUCCAAGUCGACGUCAUCGGGCUCCUCCUCCUCACAGUCACCACGGGGCUUCCAGUGCUCCUGGGCCCACGGCCUGAACCGGGCGCCCGUGGUGCUGGUGCCCAAGGUGGUAUACGACGUCAUCACAUCGGUGGACGGCAGCGGCCUGCCCAAGUCCACGUCCUUCCUGCCGCACCGCGCAGUCGAGUGGGCCAGCUCUUUCCGCCCGCUGCUCAGCAAGAUGAUGACCUGCACGGAGCAGUCGCUCUACUACCGCCAGUGGACCGUGCCCAGGCCCCAGCACAUGGACAGCAGCAACCGGGCCGAGGGUCGUACCGACAACUUCCACCCCCGCCGUCUUCUGCUCAGUGGACCUCCCCAGGUUGGGAAGACCGGAGCCUACAUGCAGUUCUUGGGCAUAUUGUCACGGAUGCUCAUCAGGCUGAUGGAGGUGGAUGUAUAUGAUGAGGAAGACAUUCAUUCAGAGGUACAGACGACAACCAUUCAGUAUCACCAGCCGGGUACCGUUUGGCCAAAUGCCGACAUCCUCAAAGUCAUACCUUUCGACUAUACGGUUCACGACCCCAAGUAUGAAGACAUCAGUGGAGUGUACUCUCCAGAGUACACCACUGGAGGUGAAGGAAGUGCCAGAAGGCAGGAUGAUGUGUAUCUGAGACGCCGCACCUCCAGGAUUAAGCUGUCCAAGUACGCUGCCUACAACACCUACCAUCACUGUGAGCAGUGUCACCAGUACAUGGGAUUCAGUCCCAGGUUCCAGCCGUAUGAGUCCACCCUGCACGCUUUCACCUUCUCUCACCUGCUCCUGGGAGAAGAGAUACAGCUCUACUUCAUCAUCCCCAAGUCCAAGGAGCACCACUUUGCUUUCAGCCAGCCUGGCGGACAGCUGGAAAGCAUGAGGCUCCCGCUCACUUCUGAUUGGAAUCCCGACUCCAUCAGGAGUCCCAUUUUCACUCCCACGACAGGACGGCACGAGCACGGCUUGUUCAACCUCUAUCAUGCCAUGGAUGGGGCCGCCCACCUCCACAUCUUGGUCAUCAAGGAGUACGAGCUCUCGGUCUACAAGAAGUACUGGCCCAACCACAUCAUGCUGGUACUGCCUUCUGUAUUCAACGGGGCAGGUGUCGGUGCAGCCCACUUCCUGAUCAAGGAGCUGUCUUUCCACAACCUGGAGCUAGAGCGCAUUCGGCAGGUGGAGCAGGGGAGCCGGCCCCAGGACGUGUGGCCCUUCAUCAUCUUGGCAGAUGACUCCUGCGUCAUGUGGAAUUCCGUGGAAGUUGACACUAGGAGCGGGGGGUCAGCGGCUGUGGAGAGGAACGUGUCACUGAAGCAGGUAUUACAGCACAUGGAGUCAUCGCCAGAGGUCACACGCUAUGGGCUUUGCGGCCUCAGGAAAUGGUCCAGCAAAGGCACCAGGCUGGGGCAGCAUGGGGAGCCCUUCUCUCGUGGUCACCUGCAUGACUUCGUCUUGCUCAACGUGGAUGUUACACGGGAUGUCCAGUACAACCAGAACCGGUUCACGUGUGACGACGUGGACUUCAACCUACGCGUCCACAGCGCUGGGCUGCUUAUCUGCCGCUUCAACAAUUUCAGUGUCAUGAAGAAACAAAUCGCAAUUGGCGGACACCGCACCUUCAUCAUCAAGACCAAGGUCACCUCAGAUCCCAUGUCUAAGGUAACGGACAUUCCUACCUCAGUGCCCCCAUCCCAGUACAUCUGCGCCCCUGACAGCAAGCACACCUUCCUGGCCGCCCCGGCACAGCUCCUGCUGGAGAAGUACCUGCAGCACACCAGCCAGCACAUGUUCCCCCUCAGCAUGCGCAACUACAGUCACCCCGUGCUCUCCGUCGACUGCUACCUCAACCUGGGCCCAGAGGUGACCGUGUGCUUUGCCAGCUCCAGGCCGCACUCCAUCAACAUCAGCACCGCCGGGCUUUUCUUCAGCGGCCUGCUGCUCUACUUCUGCGACUCCUUCGUCACGCCCAGUUUCCUCAAGAAGUUCCAGUUCCUAAAAGGUGCCACCCUGUGCGUGAUCUGCCCAGACCGCAACUCCCUCCGCCAGACGGUGGUCCGUCUGGAGCUUGAGGACCAGUGGAGGUUCCGGCUGCGGGACGAAUUCCAGACGGCCAACACCAAAGAGGACCGACCCGUGUUCUUCCUCACGGGAAAACACGUAUGAGCCGCAGGACCCGUCCUGUGCAAACCAACACCAAGACAGCUACAAACCUCCUACAAAUAAGAUCGUCCUCUACUAGAUCUUCAUCAAGAUGUCGAGGUUGUAUGUUCUCUUGGAAACAGGGAAUUUAUUUAAAGCUUUUCCUUAAAUGAAAUAUAAAUAAAUCAAAUUACAAAACAAUCCAAUGUACUCAAAAAAGGCCUUUGGCCAAAGAAUACUGUCAUUUGGUAAAUAUUUAUCCAUUCAUCUUCCCGCGGCUUGUCCUGUACAUGGCAUGGAAGGGCAAAGCACGGGUUCACCCUUGAUGGUAUGUCAGUCCAUCCCAGUCAAAUAUGAUAUUUCAUAUUUCAGUUUUCAUGAUUGAUUCACAUUACUAACUGGAUACGUCUGUAUGGGUUUUAUCUAAAAUGUAAUUUUGUUUUAUAUACCCUUAUGAAACUUGUAAAACUCCAUGAGUGUUUUAAAUAUUGGUGUAAAUGCUUUUUCAUGUAUUUAUAUUUAAACGUUUGUCAUUUACCGUGAAACAUACCAAAGGAGAUUUUGUACAAGAAUAUUUUUGUAGCGGUUGGGUAUUAUACCAUUUUUAUUAGUUUUUUUUUUUUUUUUUUGAAUGUUGUGAAAAAGUGCUCAGUUUUGUAAUAUAAGUGUGUUUAAUGUAAAAAAAAGUACUUAUUUGUGUAAUCUGACAUACUGAGAUAUACUGUACUAUGUACAAUGCUAUUACUCUGUUCCUCUGUGUGCCCUAUUGUGAUUUCACUGCAAGAAAUGAGUGAUUUAUAUUCCAAAGACUGUAACACAGUAGUACUGUUUCAUUCUGUAUAUAAUUGUAUAAAAUGACUGUCUUGAAGUGUGUAUAUAUGUGUAUAUAUAUAUAUAUAUAUAUAUAUAUUUGUAAUUGACCACAAUUGUUCCUUAUUGUGUUACUUGACUUGUUUUUCACUGUUUUUUAAACAGUGCUUUUAAAAGUAUUUUACCAUUUUAGACUGAUUUUGUAUUUAACUCCCACAUUGCACAUUUAUA